AUGGCUCAAGGAAUUGAUUACGAGCCUAACAUCCCUACACGAUUCACAGAGGCUUUCUUCAACAUCAUCUUUCCAGAACAACCGCCCAGAGGCGUACCGGCGGCUUUGUCGUUGCCGCGAAGUCAACAUAUCAUAAGUCACGAGACACCCUUGGCACCGACUUCCACUGCAGCGUAUCGCGAUGUCUACCGUACGUUGCUUGCCCGGCAAGAUCCUCAAUACGAUAUAGUCACGGCCCGCAUACUGCGCGCAGCCGAAUCUGUCCUCGCUGGCAGUCUUGAACACUUCCUCGCCAACACCCAAGUACGACCAGGACUUUCUGGGAUAGAGACUAGAACCGCGGAUGUCUACGUCUACCUGCGUCUAGUACCCGCAAAGCCAGGGAUGUCAACCACCGAUAGACUCCUUGUUGACACUAGCGGGUCGUGGACACCAUUUGAGAAAUGGCUAGACGUCUCGCCGAUCUUCGAUAUUGGGAAGAAGCGUUUCGCGAAGGAGCUUGUCGGCACUCAUGGGUAUGAGAACCAGUUCAUGUGGUGGUUUAGCAAUGGGAAGACGUUUCGGUUUCUGGAGCUUCCAUUAGAGAUCCGGUCGAUGAUCUAUGUGCAAGCUCUAGGGCCCGUGGUGGAGCCGGCCUUCGAAUCUCCCAGGAUUUCACUCGGACACGGCUUCCGCGAACAGAACCAGAAGCUGUCGCCAGAGGAUGGUCUGGAAACGCAUGAUGCGCCGAACUACGCAAUUCUACAUCUCAACAAGCAAGUCUACCACGAAGCGAUUCAGGAGGGUUGGGAAAAGACAUGGAAACGUGUCACGCGCUACUGCGCUUUGAUUCUGCUGCUCUACCACUGCAACCCUCGAACGGCAACCUCCUUCGGCCUCGCCAACCCCAUAAGCGUUUGUGCCAUUCGCUAUGUUCAGCUUGCAUUCCCCAUACAGGAACAUCUCAAGCUCUUCGGCAUCGCGAUGGCGGGCAGAGCACUGAGAGCAUGGGUGUCUAAAAAAUUCUCCUCAAAGCAAUUCCGCAGCCUGAACACGCUAAAGCACCUGGAACUUAACUUUACAACACCCAAACAGUACGGCGGUGUGGAGGUGCCGGCUGAUUCGAUCGACAGAGCCUCUUUGGUUCCGUUAUCGGACAUAGAGCAUGAUGACUUGCUUGCGACUGGCGAAAUCCUUCAAGAGCUGAUUAUGGCAUUGACGGUGAAGCACUUGAGUACUAUACCAAAGAUCACAUUUUCUGGUUCCGUAGAGCAGGAUCUUCAGCAUAAGUGGAUGGGAUUGUGGUCGAGACAGAAAGGCGGCGCUCGUAUCGACGACGACAUCGACGCCGCCAUGGCGGAGUCUCAGUAA
This is a messenger RNA of Coniosporium apollinis CBS 100218, 1350 nucleotides long. RefSeq lists its product as uncharacterized. Bases 1 to 1350 code for a protein of 449 amino acids. The record is from RefSeq and is a predicted model, not a curated record. The transcript has a single exon. Lineage: Eukaryota; Fungi; Ascomycota; Dothideomycetes.